UCAGCCGGAACCGGGCAGGAUUCCCCUGGGAACCCAUGAACUUCAUUGACAGAGCCUCACAAUGACAGAGGAAGCAUGCAGGACACGGAGUCAGAAACGAGCGCUAGAACGUGAGGUACCGCAUAACGAUGUGGACAGCAAAAAAAUAAAAAUGGAAAAAGGACUAUUAGGAGCGGACGUAAACGCUGAAGGCGACAUGAAAAUAAAAGCAGAUCCUGCAGCUGCAAAAGUGCAAGGAUUGUUAAAAGGUGGAGAAGUGAAAGCUACCAUCAAAGUGGAGGUGCAGACGGGCGAUGAACCUGUGGACAUGAGCACGUCCAAGGGUGAAAUAAAGAGAGAAAAGAGAGUACCCUCCCCAGAUGUUAUAGUGUUAUCAGACAAUGAACCUUCUAGCCCUAGAAUGAAUGGUUUAACAAAAAUAGCAUUAAAAGAGACCAACACGGAGGCGCUCAUGAAAAGCAGUCCAGAGGAGCGUGAGAGAAUGAUUAAACAACUAAAAGAAGAGCUACGGUUAGAAGAAGCAAAGCUUGUUUUAUUGAAAAAGUUACGGCAAAGUCAAAUCCAGAAGGAGACCACUACUCAGAAGACCUCUUCUACACGUAUACCGGGCACUGUUAUUCCUCCUCCGUUGGUCCGUGGUGGCCAGCAGACUUCGUCAAAGUUAGGGACUCAGCAGAACACACAGAUAGUGAUGCCACCUCUUGUCAGAGGGGCACAGCAAAUCCACAACAUCCGACAGCACUCCAGCACAGGGCCGCCUCCGCUGCUGCUGGCACCGCGGGCAUCGGUCCCCAGUGUGCAAAUUCAGGGGCAGAGAAUUAUACAACAGGGUCUGAUCCGUGUCGCCAAUGUCCCCAAUGCCAGCCUGCUUGUCAAUAUCCCACAGGCGUCCCCGACCUCGAUCAAAGGCACCGCGGUGACGUCGGCGCAGGCGAACGCCACCACGACGAGCGCCGCGUCCAUGGGCAGCGCGGGCGAGUCGCCCGCGAGCCGGCAGGCGGCCGCCAAGCUGGCCCUGCGCAAGCAGCUGGAGAAGACGCUGCUCGAGAUUCCGCCUCCGCAGCCUCCCGCGCCGGAGAUGAACUUCCUGCCCAGCGCGGCUAAUAACGAGUUUAUUUACUUGGUCGGCUUGGAGGAAGUUGUGCAGAAUUUGCUGGAAACUCAAGGUAAAGUCGCAGUCGCCGCCUGCUCCCGCGAGCCCUACGUGUGCGCGCAGUGCAAGACCGACUUCACGUGCCGCUGGCGGGAGGAGAAGAACGGCACCAUCAUGUGCGAAACCUGCAUGACGUCCAACCAGAAGAAGGCCUUGAAGGCCGAGCACACCAACCGGCUGAAGGCCGCCUUCGUGAAGGCCCUGCAGCAGGAGCAGGAGAUCGAGCAGAGGAUCCUGCAGCAGACGGCGUCCCCGGUGCAGAGCAAGGCAGAGCCCAUCGCGCAGCACCACUCGCUCAAGCAGACCGCUAGCCAGAUGUCUCGCGGCGCGGGAGCCCCGCGGGGAGUGUUGCAUGCGUUUAGCCAGUCCCCCAAGCUGCAGAAUGCAUCGUCUGCAGCAGCACUGGGGAGCAGGCCAGGUAAGCAUGCUGAGAGACCGGUCAGCAAGGGCAGCGCUGCCGCCUGGAAGAAGACUCCCAUCACCACAGGUGGGGCUUUACCUUUUGUUAAUCCUAGUUUAGCUGUGCACAAGUCGUCUUCAGCAGUAGACCGCCAGCGCGAAUAUCUCCUGGAUAUGAUUCCCCCACGGUCCAUCCCACAGUCUGCCACGUGGAAAUAAUGCAGAGGAAUGCCCAAGAGGAAGACUUAACCUGUUUCUGCCAUCCUUUCUAUACCACAUUACAGUGGAAUCUGCUUUAAUCCCAGCUGGAUAUGCCCCAGGCUUCAUAGGAUGCAAGAAGACCACUCCUCAUCACAUCGAGUGCUGCUGUCCCUGCUAUGAGAAAAUGACACCACGUGGGUGGGAAAGACUUGAGCUCGUUUGGUUCUCAGAUUCUUAGGAUUGGUUGAUGAUGAAGGCUGUCAGGGAAGGGGAAGAAUUCAUAAUUUUUUGGCUUUAUGUAUUUAGGUUUUUGUCACCAGCACAAAAGGAGGACUAAGGACUCCCUGCCUUCGGUUCCUGUGUUAGUAACUCCCGCUCACCGGGAACGCGCGAUCGAGCGUGGACGGCGGUUCAAGGAAAGAGGAAUUUCAGCCUGAUGUUGCAGAUACGUUUAGUGAGCCGAAUUCAUGUUUGCUUUUCUUCCCUGCCCCUCCUCAAGCCAGGAAGGCAGCCUACAGAUUAUAAUGUUUCCAAAUCAUCUGAUGAUGAGCUAAUGAUAAAUGAGUACAAACUCCAAUUCC
Messenger RNA from Tinamus guttatus (white-throated tinamou), 2334 nucleotides. It is a transcript of the gene GATAD2A, whose product is annotated as GATA zinc finger domain containing 2A. Lineage: Eukaryota; Metazoa; Chordata; Aves; Tinamiformes; Tinamidae. Gene Ontology annotation, molecular function: sequence-specific DNA binding. Gene Ontology annotation, cellular component: NuRD complex. The record is from RefSeq and is a predicted model, not a curated record. Gene Ontology annotation, biological process: negative regulation of transcription by RNA polymerase II.